AUGAAGGUUCAGAAAGGGUUUGAUAAUACGUUAAAGAGGAUUGCAAUGGUGUUGCUUAUUGGAAUCAUAGCUUUUACAUAUCAGAUCACCACUCCUCCGCCACCAAACCGCUGCGGUUCACCAGGUGGUCCACCGGUCACCGGACCUCGAGUCACCCUCAGAGACGGUAGACAUCUAGCCUAUAAUGAAUACGGCGUCUCCAGAGAAACCGCCAACUAUAAAAUCGUGUUCGUCCAUGGAUUCAGCUCUUGCCGCUUCGACGAAUCGCUGUUCCAUCAGGAAUUAUUUGAAAAACUUAAGAUCUACAUGGUGACGUUCGAUCGGCCGGGUUACGGGGAAAGCGAUCCGGAUCCGAAACGAACGAUUAAGAGCUUGGCUUUGGAUAUGGAAGAACUUGCUGAUAAACUGGAACUUGGUGAUAAAUUCUACGUAAUUGGAUACUCCAUGGGUCAACAAGGAGCUUGGGGUAGCCUCAAGUACAUUCCUCAUCGGUAA
This is a messenger RNA of Lactuca saligna, 495 nucleotides long. The record is from the annotation of a GenBank genome assembly. NCBI's taxonomy places the organism in Eukaryota, Viridiplantae, Streptophyta, Magnoliopsida, Asterales, Asteraceae.